Molecule: messenger RNA, 1686 nt
Organism: Chlorocebus sabaeus (green monkey)
Lineage: Eukaryota; Metazoa; Chordata; Mammalia; Primates; Cercopithecidae
Source: RefSeq, a predicted model, not a curated record
AUUUGUGCUAACAGAGGGAACUGUUACGUACCUUUUUUUUUUUUUUUUAGGCAUUUGAAGUUUAUAGUAGUGGUGGCAUGUCCAGGUAGUUUCUAUUAUGGAAACAUCUUAGAAAUCAAUCAUUUCCAAUUAUUUUAAGCAGUCAAUUUUAGAUUUAUAUGAAAAUUGUGUUUUAACUUCUGACUGGUAUUGUUUGUAGCAUCUCCCUGUGAUCCCACUUUUCUUCUGGGUUGUGUUCCCUGUAAUGUCAUCAGCUCCAUCAUUUUCCAGAAUCGUUUUGAUUACAGGGAUCAGAAAUUUCUAACCUUGAUGAAGUAUUUUAAUGAAAACUUUGAAACUGUGAGCACCCCCUGGAUACAGCUCUACAAUGCUUUCCCCUUUUUACGAGUUCUCCCAGGAAGUCAUAAUGUGAUAUUUAAAAAUUAUGCUCUCCAAAGAAGUUUUAUUUUGGAGAAAGUAAAAGAACAUCAGGAGUCUCUGGACAUCAAUAACCCUCGAGACUUUAUUGACUAUUUUCUGAUUCGAAUGGAAAAGGAAAAACACAAUAAAGAGUCUGAAUUUACCAUGGACAACUUGGUUGCUACUAUAUGGGAUAUGUUUAGUGCAGGAACAGAGACAACAAGCACCACAAUGAGAUACGGACUGUUGCUCCUGCUGAAGCACCCUGAGAUCUCAGCUAAAGUGCGGGAAGAAAUUGAUCAUGUAGUCGGCAAAAACCGAAGUGUCUGCAUGCAGGACAGAAGCCGGAUGCCCUACACGGAUGCCGUGGUGCAUGAGAUCCAGAGAUAUAUUGACCUCAUCCCCACUAGUGUGCCCCGUGCAGUGACUCAAGACAUUCGGUUUAGAGAAUACCUUAUUCCAAAGGGCACAACAAUCUUAACAGAUCUGACUUCUGUCCUGUACGAUGACAAGGAAUUUCCCAAUCCAGAGAAGUUUGACCCUGGCCACUUCCUGGACGAAAGUGGCAACUUUAAAAAGAGUGAUUAUUUCAUGGCUUUUUCAGCAGGAAAAAGAAUUUGUGCUGGAGAAGGCCUGGCCCGCAUGGAGCUGUUUUUAAUCCUGACCACCAUUUUGCAGAAUUUUACCUUGAAACCUCUGGUUGAUCCAAAGGAUAUUGACACCACCCCAGUUCACAAAGGCUUUGGCACUAUACCACCCUUCUAUGAGCUUUGUUUCAUCCCAGUCUGAUGAAGUGUCUAGCUGCUAGAUUGCAGAGCAAGGCUGUUCAGUCCCAUGUGAAAAAUGCAGAUGUUUCCUUGCCUGUGUGUCAACCAUUAUCUCCUCCUAUCUUAAUAGGAGGAAGGCCAUCUCUGAGCCCUAUCUCUUUUGAUUGUAUCCAUCCUUCAAAAUCCAUUCCAAUUUUCCCUGUAUGAAAGAAAAUUUAUUGUUUCAUUUCCAAUAAAAUUAUGUUUGUAACACAAUCUUAAGAUCAUACGCUACAUUUUAUCUAUAGUCAUAUGAAAUGGAAAGCACCCUAUAAAUGCCAUAUUUUGCUUUGCUACCACAAAUGAGAAAUCAGAAAUUAUUGUGUGAGAUUUUUAAAAAAUGUUGAAAGUAUUAAAACAUGAGCUUUAUUAAUCUCUCACUCCUAUCUACCUGUCUAGGCAAAUGAUCUCUUGACAGAUUAGCUUGUAUACUUUCUUUUUUCCCCCAGUGGCUAUUAAAAUAUAAUUACAUGUACAUAUA